AUGAGUGACGAUGAUUCGGAGAUGCCAGGCAAUCGGGCGAUUCGAUUGCCAAAAAAAGCGGCAAAAGUAAAGAAUAAGGCACCGGCGCCUUUGCAAAUUACAGCCGAACAACUUUUGCGAGAAGCUAAAGAAAGAGAACUUGAAUUGAUUCCUCCACCACCAAAAACUAAAAUCACUGAUCCGGAAGAGCUUAAAGAAUAUCAGAGGAAGAAACGGAAGGAGUUUGAAGAUGGAAUUCGAAAAAAUCGACAACAACUUGCAAAUUGGAUUAAAUAUGGAAAAUGGGAAGAGUCGAUUGGAGAAAUUCAACGAGCUCGAUCUGUUUUUGAAAGAGCUUUGGAUGUGGAUCAUCGCUCAAUUAGUAUUUGGUUGCAAUAUGCUGAAAUGGAAAUGCGAUCGAAACAAAUUAACCACGCAAGAAAUGUUUUUGAUCGAGCAAUUACAAUUAUGCCAAGAGCAACACAAUUCUGGCUGAAAUAUUCGUAUAUGGAAGAAGUUAUUGAAAAUGUGCCUGGUGCUCGACAAAUCUUUGAAAGAUGGAUGGAAUGGGAACCGCCAGAGCAAGCAUGGCAAACUUAUAUCAAUUUUGAGAUCAGAUAUAAGGAAAUCGAUAGAGCUCGAAGUAUUUAUCAAAGAUAUUUACAUGUUCAUGGAUCGAAUGUUCAAAAUUGGAUAAAAUAUGCGAAAUUUGAAGAAAGAAAUGGAUAUAUUGGAAAUGCUCGAGCUGCUUAUGAACGAGGAAUGGAAUAUUUUGGAGAAGAAUCAAUUAAUGAGACAAUUCUUAUUGCUUUUGCACUAUUUGAGGAAAGACAAAAAGAGCAUGAAAGAGCUCGAGCAAUUUUCAAAUAUGGAUUGGAUAAUUUACCAUCAAAUAGAACUGAAGAAAUAUUCAAACAUUAUACACAACAUGAGAAAAAAUUUGGAGAAAGAGUUGGAAUUGAAGAUGUUAUUAUUAGUAAAAGAAAAACACAGUAUGAAAAGGUAACGAUUUAUUUUGAGAUUUGAAAAUAAUUUGAUUUUCAGAUGGUCGAUGAGAAUGGUUAUAAUUAUGAUGCUUGGUUUGAUUAUCUUAGAUUGUUGGAAAAUGAAGACGCUCCAAAAGAAGAAAUUGAAGAUUUAUACGAGCGAGCUAUUGCCAAUGUUCCACCACAUGAUGUAAUUUUUUCUCGUUAAAGUUUUCCCGAAACUUUAUAAAAUAUUAUCCUUUCAGGAAAAGCGAUAUUGGCGGAGAUACAUUUAUCUUUGGAUAAAUUACGCGUUAUAUGAAGAACUUGUUGCAAAAGAUAUUGAAAGAACACGAGCGGUUUAUACAGCUUGUCUCGAUAUUAUUCCUCAUAAAUUCUUUACUUUUGCCAAGAUUUGGAUAAUGUUUGCACAAUUUGAAAUCAGACAAUUGAACUUGGCGGAAGCUCGGAAAAUUUUGGGAGUUUCGAUUGGAAAAUGUCCAAAGGACAAGCUUUUCAGAGCUUAUAUCGAUCUCGAAUUGCAGCUUCGAGAGUUUGAUAGAUGCCGGAAAUUGUAUGAGAAAUUCAUUGAAAAUUCACCAGAAAGUAGUACAACGUGGAUCAAGUUUGCUGAACUCGAAACACUUUUGGGAGAUAUGGAAAGAGCAAGAGGUGUUUUUGAUAUUGCAAUUCAACAACCUGCUUUGGAUAUGCCUGAAUUAUUGUGGAAAGCUUAUAUUGAUUUUGAAGUUUCGGCUGAAGAAAAUGAGAAAGCAAGAGAUUUGUAUGAAACAUUAUUGCAGAGAACAAAUCAUAUCAAGGUGAGACAAUGUUACAAUUUUUCGAACACUUUUUGGCUUCAAGUCUUCUUUUUUAUUCGUUUUCCGAAUUUAAAAAAUAAUUUGUAAUGAAAUUAACAAAAUAUUUAUCAAAGUUCACGUCAAAAAAUAUCAAUUUAAUUGCAGGUUUGGAUCUCGAUGGCCGAAUUUGAACAGAGCAUUGAAAACUUUGACGGAGCCCGAAAGGUUUAUGAAAGAGCAAAUCGAUCACUUGAAAAUGCUGAUAAAGAAGAACGACUAAUGUUAUUAGAAGCAUGGAGAGAUUCAGAAAAACGAGCAGGAAAUGAAGAAGAAUUGAAACGAGUUGAACAAAUGAUGCCGAAAAAAGUGAAAAAACGACGACAAAUUCAAACAGAAGAUGGAGUUGAUGCUGGAUGGGAAGAAUAUUUCGAUUAUAUUUUCCCACAAGAUCAAGCUGCUAAAGGAUCAUUCAAAUUGUUGGAAGCAGCUGCGAGAUGGAAAAAACAAAGAGAGGAAAUGGCAAAGGUUGGAAAUAUUUAACAUUGUGCAUUUGAAACUACCGUCUUUUUCUGAAAUGAAACUAGAUACAUUUCUGAUUCUGAAGCUUGGAACUAUUUUAACUUCCGGUUUCUCAUAUAUGUUUUCUUAUGGACCUGGAAUCCAAAAUUCAUUUUUUUUUUCCAGGCUGCCGCUGAAACGUCGGAUCGAGUUGAUCGAGAAAACGAAGAAAAUGAAGAGGAGGAAGAGAAAGAAAAAGUUCGAGAAGGUAUGUUUUUGAACAAAUAAUUUAAUUUCAAAAAAAAACCAUCACAUUAAUGUCUCCCAUAAAAAUUAUGGAUGUCAUAUUUUCUCCCCCAAAUUUUCAAUUUUUAGGCGAUAGUGAUACCGAUAUGGAAUCGGAUAGCAGUGUUUCAUCACCAUCUUCAUCUUCGUCAUCUUCAGAGGACAGUGAUCAAGAUUAG
Caenorhabditis angaria is the source of this 2706-nucleotide messenger RNA. The record is from the annotation of a GenBank genome assembly. NCBI's taxonomy places the organism in Eukaryota, Metazoa, Nematoda, Chromadorea, Rhabditida, Rhabditidae.